Messenger RNA from Lactuca saligna, 564 nucleotides. NCBI's taxonomy places the organism in Eukaryota, Viridiplantae, Streptophyta, Magnoliopsida, Asterales, Asteraceae. The record is from the annotation of a GenBank genome assembly.
AUGACAGAUCUAAAGUUAGGGGUUCUAGAUCUGAAGGCGAAUGCACCAGAUCUGAAGGUGAAUACUUCAGAUCUGAAGGUGGCGGCUACAAAUCUGAAGAUCGUUGUCGCUCCCAUUUACACGGUGGUGAUGACAGAUCUAAAGUCAGGGGUUCUAGAUCUGAAGGCGAAUGCUCCAGAUCUGAAGGGAGCUCCAGUGUCGGAUUUUGAUGGUACUACAAUAGUGGUUUUUCAUGGUGGUUAUGGAAUUUCCAACAGAUACGAAAUAUGGGCAGUGAAAUUAAGCACUUCAUUUCAUGGUGAACAACUAAACAAUCUGAUCCACUCAUUUGAACGACGUCUACUUUGUGUGUUUCAGGUGGGAUUCAUUUCAGGAUCGAUAAGUAUAGCAAAUGCUAGAAACUUCGCACUUCACAAAGCUCUAUGGAAGAUAAGAGGGACACUACUUAACAAUCAAGUAUGUGCGCCACUAAGUGCAUUAAUCCGAGGAGCUUCUUUGGAGGAUGCUCGUCAUUUGGCUCACAAUUGUGAUAGACUCCACCAAGAAGGCGGGACACAUGUAUGA